AGCCACCAACACCUCAAUGAUAGAUCACGAUGGCGCAUGAGAUAUAUACACUCUACACUUCCGUUCGAUCGGUCGACGCAUGGUGUAUUCGAAGUGCGCUGAUGCUGAAAGAAGUCGAAUUCAUUUUCGCAACAUCGAUAUGGACGCGCUGGAACACGAAUCAGAUUGGUACCGCGCUAUGAACCCCAGCGGUAACGUUUCUACCUUCGUAAUUGAGACACAUGACUCUUAGACAAAAUUCGUCAUUACUCAGACAGCCGCCAUCAUGGGUUUUCUAGAGGACCAUUUCCGGGACGUUCCACUG
Messenger RNA from Macroventuria anomochaeta, 304 nucleotides. RefSeq lists its product as uncharacterized. The transcript has a single exon. NCBI's taxonomy places the organism in Eukaryota, Fungi, Ascomycota, Dothideomycetes, Pleosporales, Didymellaceae. The coding region runs from base 80 to 232 and encodes 50 amino acids. The record is from RefSeq and is a predicted model, not a curated record.